Zingiber officinale is the source of this 5478-nucleotide messenger RNA. Its product is annotated as ribosomal RNA small subunit methyltransferase, chloroplastic-like. The coding region runs from base 2375 to 4927 and encodes 850 amino acids. The record is from RefSeq and is a predicted model, not a curated record. Gene Ontology annotation, molecular function: zinc ion binding; dUTP diphosphatase activity; magnesium ion binding. The transcript is spliced from 4 exons. Gene Ontology annotation, biological process: dUMP biosynthetic process; rRNA methylation; dUTP catabolic process. NCBI's taxonomy places the organism in Eukaryota, Viridiplantae, Streptophyta, Magnoliopsida, Zingiberales, Zingiberaceae. Gene Ontology annotation, cellular component: mitochondrial matrix.
CAAGUGGAGGAAAUCUUGAAGCAACUAACACAGAAGCCCAGUAUCAAAGCAUCCCAACAGUUAAGGGACCUUAUCGGCUGUUGGAUCAGUAUGAAUCACUUACCCAAGGAAGAAGCCCAAAUCCUGAAUUCCUUGGACCUGGAGAAAAAGAGCUCAGAGUUCACCUUGAAGACAUUGAAUGGACCGCAGCAUCCCACGUCCUCAACCACAUAUGGGAGCUCAAGCUUAUCCUCAACGCCAAGGAAAAAGACUUUUAUCACAGAGGACAGUUCAGCAAGGGCCUUUACUUUAAAGAUGCCCUUCCAGAAGUGACAAAGACAAAAGAAGCAUUAUUGGACCUCUUUAUUCGGGCACAGAACAUCAUACAACGAGUAAAAGACACACCGCCUUGAAGAAAGGAGCGUGAUGGACCCAGAGAAUCCAAAAGAAGAUCUAUCUUUAUCAGAAAUGUGGGUUGAGCCUCGGGGAGCCAUCCACCUGUCUAUAAAGAUAAGAUGCUUCCUCAUUAAGUAUUCUAGACUUAGCUGUAAAGGUCUAGACCUAGCUGUAAAAAGCAACUAGUGUGUAAAAUAAUUGGGAGAAAAACAAAAGAGAUAAGAACCCGUGAAUGUUGAUGGGGCCCAAUGAGCACCCAGUUCACGUUUUAGACUCUCUUAAGUUUUUCUAUAUAAACGUAACCCAAGCUCAUUGCUGGACACACAUCGCACUUCGAUACAAGUCCAACUUUGAGAUCUAAGUUUGUAAGUCUUUGUAACCUUAGUCUUGUAAUUUUCUCAAGUUCUCUUUAUUACACUAUCUAAGUUUGCAAAAGCUAAGCUUUGUUUCCGCACAAUUAUUGGUAUUAGAGCUAGUUUCUUAUGGCUGAGUAGUCCUUAAAAGGGUUAGGGUAUUCAGGUAGAAGGAAGAGAUGAGGUAUAAGCCUAAUUCCCAAGCUUGACAUUAAUAGAUAUCUUUCUUUAAAAUCUGUGCUUAACGAAUUGCAACUGUUGAUCAGUUAUAGUUAAGUAUGGAGGCAUGUCCAGCGAAUUGCAACUGUUGAUCAGUUAUAGUUAAGUAUGGAAGCAUGUCCAGCGAAUUGCAACUGUUGAUCAAUUAUAGCAAAAACAUGAACUGAUAUAGUAUCUUAUCUACUUAUUUCUGAAAAAAUUUUCUAUAGUAAUAAGGCGACCGAGGAACGACGAGUGGAUUGUAAAAGAACAGGUCCUAACUUGGCUAUAAAGGCAGGAAGCCUAGAGUAAGUCCAAGGGCACACCUGUGUGAGCAAGAAAACUUUUAGAACCUCCUAAGCUGUAAGCUAUAGAAAAUAUUUAAUCAGAAAUCCGUAGUAAAUGUCAAAAUGUUGGGAAGAGCAAAUACAAAAAUGGUACACCAAAUCUCACACUUCGAACCUUGAAUACCUUGACCUUGCCUUAAAACAAGAACAGCCAACCAAAAGAGAAUUAGCUCACAACCUGUCUGUAAUCUACGAUAGAGUUUGUUUAUCCUGUCGAGUACAUCUGAAAAAUUUUAAGCAACUCCAGGAACAAAUAGAAUUGUUGAAACUUGAAAAUCAAAAGCUAGUGAAAGCAGUAGAAAGUUUGACACAAGAGGUAGUUCAAAAUAAACCUCUCACUGAAAAACAAUUGAAAGAAAUAGUCUUGAAAACUGUGGAAAGACCCAAACAGACUGAAGAACAAGCCUUAAAAUUAUCUGAGGAAUUGAGUAAAAAGUUAAGUAGGGUUGAAAAACUACUGCAGAAGGUAGAAACUUGGGUUUCUACAUGAGCUUUAUAAAUACUCAAGCAACAACCUCUUAUAAAGAAGCUUUACAAGCAACGGAGGGUAUAGAAUCACUAGCUUUGGGAUUUUGCAAACCAUCUGAUUAUAAGGGAGGCAUAAGCAAUAAUAUUGCCCUUAUUAAACAAGCAAAUACCCAAAUUCAGCUACUUGUAACAAUUUUGGAAAAAUUUGAAGGUCUGGAAGAACAUGUUAAAAAACUCGAAGCAAAAAUAGUUCCUCAACAACCAAAACCUUUGCCUGAAAAUAUAAUUCAAAGCCUUACAGAAAAGAUUAAAACCCUUUCUAUUCAAGAAAAACCAAAAGAAGAAAAGGGAAAAUUAAGGGUUUUCACUGAUCCAUUUGUAAUAUUAAAGGAAGAAAGGGCUAAACUCAAGAAAUGACUACCCAAACUUCAAAUCCUUCUAUUACAACUCUCACAAGAGUAGCUGAGGAAGCACCCUUAUUUGAGGACCAGGUUAGAGAAUAUCGCCAAAAUCAGAGGAGGCGAUAUAAUGCUCAAAGAAGGAUUCAGAGAAUAACCAGAAGACUCACUGGAAGAACUUUUCAUAAUUCGUUAGAACAGCAGCUUGACCCCCAGGCACAGUUAAGGUUUAUCUAUGCAGGAAAGAGCAGCAAUAGUCCCUGCUGAAGUUCUUUAUCACUCCAGAAGAGAUGAUAUACACCAUCGAGUCUAUAUGCAUAGAUCUGAAGAAGCUAUGCUGGUUACCAGCAAUCAAGUUGAUAGAGCCUUUAUUCAACCGGAAAGUUUUAUUCAACUACAAAGGAGCGGUAUGCGAUUUCUACAUAUGGGAGUGAUCCAAGUUCGAAUACAAAUUCUUCAUCGGCAGGAAGAAGGGACUCUCGCAUUAAUUAUCUUUCGAGAUAAUAGGUGGCAGGGAGAUCAAUCCAUAUUUGCAACCAUGGAAGUUGAUUUAACUUAUGGAAGCCAGUUGGUAUAUGUAAUUCCUGAUACUAUGCUAAUCGUUUCUGACUUUUAUCAGAAUAUUCAAGUAUCCAUUAUUACAAGGGGCUAUGAGAACUGGCAAAAUGGUGAAGCAAACCUACUAAUUACCAGAGGAUUAGUAGGAACAUUAUCAAAUACUCCAAACGUUGGCUUCGCCUACAAUAUACAGAAUGUUGUAGAUUAUUUGACAAGUCAUGGUGUUCGAGCUCUUCCUGGACGAAGAUAUAACACCAGAGACAUUCAAGGACACAAUUGGGUAAUACGACAAUCAACGGUAAGAAUACCAAUGCAGCCCACGGAGGUAAAUACAAGAAACCUUCUAGAUGGAAGUAUUUCUUUACAAUUUGAUGCAUACCAACCUGCUACAACAUCUUCACCAGUACGAUAUAACUCUAAUGAAGAAAUUUUAUCUGAUGAAGAAGAGAUUACUAAUCAUACUAUUGCAGUAUUAAUAGAAGAAACAAUAAAAACAGAGGAACUGUUAGUUCAAAGAAUCACUCCUACAGCAUUAUUACCACAGCAAAAGAGUUCAGGAGCUGCGGGUUAUGACAUUGCUGUUGACCAAGAGUAUAAUCUUGAAGCACAAAAGCAAAUAAGCCUUACAACUGGGAUAUGUAUUCAAGUUCCCAAAGGAACUUAUGCACGAAUUGCUUCAAGAUCGUCAUACGCACUUCAAGGUGUCAUAAUUAUGGGAGGAGUUAUUGAUGCUGAUUAUCGAGGUGAAGUCAAAAUCCUAGCUUAUAACUCUUCUAAUUAUGAUAUUCAUCUCAAGAAACAGACAUUUAUUGCACAAUUAAUUCUGGAAAGAAUUUCAACCCCAUUAGUGAGAGAAGUGGCUUUAUUACAAAAUACACAAAGAGGAGAUCAGGGCUUUGGAUCUACCACCAUACAGGUAUGUUCCAAAAACAAAGCCAACCCUUUAUGCUCUGGGUGUUAUUACUGUUGCAGUGAUGAAGAUUGUGCUCAAGAAUAUGAUUUCUACAUACAAUCUGACAAAGGUAAAGCUCUUGUAUCACAAGAAGAGCAAAUGGAAAGACAAGCACGACGACGACAUAUUAUGCAAUACAAAUCAUUUGAAGAGGAAGCCUAUCAAAAUCUUAUUUGUGGUCCAAAAUCAUUACCAUUAGCACAAGCUGCAAGACAAUUACGAAGUUCCAGGGAGUAUCGACAACAACUACAAAUAUUACACUCCCCUCCUCUUGACACUGGAUCCUCACAGUCCUCUAGUUCUACACAAUUUUUAGCUGUUUUCAAUACUUCUGACACUGAUGACGAUGAUUACCUUGAAUAUCUUCAAUACCUAGCUUUACAGGAUGCACCAUCCCCCAUUGAAACUGAAUUUACCAACCCAUUCGCGAAAGGUGGUGGGGAUGAAGAUAAUGUUGCUGCUUCAGAUGAAGAUAUUAUUAUUGCUGCUGCUUCAACUUCACAUACAAAGGAUGAUUGGAUUUCUGACUAUCCUCAAUUACAGCAGCUCCAAGAAACUAUUUAUUGUCAAGAAGCAGCCUCAAAUUAUCAGCCUCCUGCUGAUACCACCAUGAACCCAGUAGGGUAUCCUCCUAACAGACAAAUGAAAGAAGAACCUGUAAGCCUUGCGCCCCCAAGAGAGCCACGAGGGACAUUCAAGAGAAAGGAAACCUCUGAAUGGUGGAACUUACCCACUGCACAUCAACAAACAGGGGCAAUACUCACGUUACCAACACAACUCAACAGAAUUGAAGAUGUAUUUCUGAGAUGGGAAGCUAUUACAAAAAAUGUUGUGGCCUUACAAAAUUUUGCUGAUACUCAAGACAAAGCAGACUUCAUUGAGAAUUUACUUGGAGAAGCAGAAAGGUUAACCUGGAUACAGUGGAGAAUGACCUAUCCAAAUGAGUAUCAAGAGUUGAUAAAUGCAAGCGAAGGCAGAAAUGGAACUCAGAACAUUAUUUCCCAAAUCAGAAGAAUAUUUCUUCUUGAAGAUCCAUUUCAAGGAUCAACCGAUAUGCAGGAUGGGGCUUAUAGAGAUCUGGAAAGACUAUCCUGCUCCCAGAUAAGUUCUGCUUUCAACGGCAAGCGCAAAAUGCUGCGGAAUUCACUGCAACACAUAUCUCCAUCUGAUCAAAUUGAGGCUGCUUUAAGCAGCAUCGGUCACCCAGUCACAGCCAGACCUGGAGAGUUAACUAUGGAAGACUUUGUUAACUUGCACAACUUAAUUGCAAAAGUUUAGGUACGUCAACCUUGUUGACUACCAAUGCAGAUGCCUCCUGGCAUAAAGACGGCCACACCUGAUGGUUGCUAGCAACUUCACGACAUCAAUCGAAAUACGAUAAACUAGGUUUAACUUUGUGCCAACCAUUGAUUGCUACAUGGAAGAGGUUUGUGCAAGAUCACCAUUCCACAUAGCGAGUUUUCAGAUAUAGAAAUUAACAAGGUGAAGUAUAUGCCGUAUCAAAUGGGUAGAAUAAUGGUUUCGUAAUCCUCCCCAGUUGAUAUGGUAAACUCAAAGUCUGAUCUUCCAGGCGAAAAAAAAAUAUGAUCAAUAGGUGCUGAAAUAACAUGAGGAGAGAGAGUCGUCUAUGGUCUGGAAUGGAGGGAAGAUGAGUGUACUUUUUAGAUGUAUUUUGUUUAUUUAAUUAUUUUUAAAUCUCAAAGGUAGUGCGUCAACUACACUUGAUUCAGAAUAGUUGGAAUUCAUGAUGUUUAUUCUAACUACUAAAUGGCUCAGAAUACACGGAGAGAAAUCGAUAAAACAUUUAAUGAAAUCCUUCCGCUUAAGUA